This is a messenger RNA of Rubroshorea leprosula, 1057 nucleotides long. NCBI's taxonomy places the organism in Eukaryota, Viridiplantae, Streptophyta, Magnoliopsida, Malvales, Dipterocarpaceae. The record is from the annotation of a GenBank genome assembly.
GAAGGGAUUAUUGCAUAUCCUUUAUUUUCCCGAUGCCCUAAUUAUCUCACAGUGAACACAUUGGCGGGAAAAUCGUCCAUCUUUGAACUCUUCCUCCGGCCAAUUCACUCACUGGAAAUCAAUGGAAGGCAGCGAAAGCGAAGCCAUAUUCGAAUCGCUGAAUGUGAAUCCCCAACUCUUCAUCAACGACGUCCUCAACACCGUCGACGAUCUUGUUCGCGACGCCUUCGAUUACUAUCUCCAGCAGGCAUCGAACGAGUUGAAAACUGAUGGUACUGACAGGUCUCAAGAUUUGACCAAGGGUGUUUAUUACAUCCACAGGAAGAUACAGUCGGUUUUGGAUGAGCGGCUUGCUAUGUGGGAACAAUACUGUCUUCACCACUGUUUUGGGGUUCCUGAAGGUUUUUCUUUACCCAAAAGUGACGAGUUACCCUGCAAUACUUCAAUGAUUCAAGAUGUGGUUCAUGAUUCAGAUCUUGAUGCAGAGUUGGACUCCUUAAGGAACAAGCUUGCAUCGAUUGCUGCAGAGUCUGCUAAACUAAAUAGCAAGCUACGGGAAUUGGAACAACAGUCCAAUUCAAAUGGUCAGUGUGCCAGACUUGUUAAUGAGGCAGUACAGUUAUAUGAGCAGAACUCUGUGCACGACAUGUUCCAAGAGAUGAUGAAAACUGCCUCAGAACUUCGUGUGAAGUUCGAGAAGAUAAAAGCUAAAAGGGUGGAAGAUGAAGAACAUGCCCGGGCAGAAAGGAUUUGCAAUCCUCACACUGAUGACUGUAGAAUGCAACCGGAGAAGGGGCUUGCUAAUGUGAGCUUGGAUAAUCUCCAAGAAUUUUUAGCUGAGUUGAAGAAGACGUGAACAUUAUGUAGUUACAGCUUAGUGCUUUGUUGCUUUCUGUAGUUAACUGUGUCCUAGCUCUGUGCUACCUUAUAGAAUGUAUCCACAUUAAUUUGUUUUAAUGCACUGUCAACCUUGUGCAUUUGUAGGUGUAUGGAUGGAAGUGUUGUAAGAUUGUCAGAUAAUAUGCAGUUUCUAUACAACUAAAUUGCCGCAACCUAA